GGCAGAGCUGCUGCUGUAGGACGGAAGCCCUGCAGUGCCAACUGAUUCACAAUGGCUGUUUCAGUGGCAGCCUCUUUGAGACCCCCUGCCUCUAUACUGUCAUCAUGGAAAAACCAAGGGGCCUCGAAAGAGGGUAAGGUAAAGUUUCAGAUUUGGGCUCAGCAGAAGAGGAACUUGAGGCUGGGGCAAGUGCCAGAACCCUCGUGUGUCAGAUUGGGGAUUGUGCUGCUGUUGGUGAUUUUCCUGCCAAGCAUGUACUGUGACCUGGGAUCUGUAUAUUACACGUCCUACAAAAUAGUCAUCCCCAGGCGGCUGACUGUUCAGGAAAGGAACACCCCAGUGAAAGACACAUCCUAUAUGCUCUUAAUGCAGGGCCAGGAAUGGAUGAUUCACCUGAAGGCGAAGAGAGACUGUUUUGUGAAGAACUUUCCAGUCUUCAGCUACCACGGUGGCGUCCUGGGGCAAGAAAUGCCUUUCAUCUCACAUGACUGUCACUAUGAAGGCUACAUAGAAGGAGUCCCGGGUUCUUUUGUUUCUCUCAACACCUGUUCAGGCCUCAGGGGCAUCCUGAUUAAGGAGGGGAAACCCUAUGGCAUUAAGCCCAAGGACACUUCGAAACGCUCUGAACAUGUGUUGUACACGAUGGCACACCAAGCUCGAGUCUCCUGUGGGGUCACUUCCAAAGGCAGCCAAGUGGCGCCUGCCAGCCGGCAGCAGGGGAGCAGGAAGCCUCACAGUCCACAGGCACCGUCCUCCUUUUGGUCACACACCAAGUACGUGGAGAUGUUUGUCGUGGUCAACAACCAGCGGUUCCAAAUGUGGGGCAGUGACGUCAGUGAGACAGUCCAGAGGGUCAUGGACAUCACCGCUCUGGCCAACAGCUUCACCAGGGGGAUAAACGCAGAGGUGGUGCUGGCUGGAAUGGAGAUUUGGACCGAGGGGGACCUCAUAGAAGUCGCGGCGGACUUGCAAGUUACACUCGGGAAUUUCAACAGCUGGAGACAGGAGAAGCUCUCCCGUCGUGUGAAGCACGAUGUUGCCCACAUGAUCGUCGGACAUCGUCCUGAAGGAGACGUGGGACAGGCAUUUCUCAGUGGUGCCUGUUCAAGUGGCUUUGCGGCAGCCGUUGAGUCCUUCCAUCAUGAAGACGUCCUCCUGUUUGCAGCGCUCAUGGCCCAUGAGCUUGGGCACAACUUGGGCAUUCGGCACGACCACUCGGCCUGCGCUUGUAGAGAUAAACGCUUGUGCCUCAUGCGUGAAAAUAUCACCAAAGAAGGUGGCUUCAGCAACUGCAGCUCUGAUUACUUCUACCAGUUCCUCCGGGAACACAAAGGGGGCUGCCUAUUUAACAAGCCUCGGCCCCAACAUCGCCUGCGUAGGAAUGCAGAGUGUGGAAAUGGUGUGUUGGAGGACAAUGAGGAGUGUGACUGCGGACCUGACUGUGGUGAUCACCGGUGCUGUGACCAAACAUGUAGGCUGAAGGAGCAUGCACAGUGUAGUGAUGGACUAUGCUGUUCUGAUUGCCAGUUGAGACAUAAGGGAUUCAUGUGUCGUCCUGCUCUUGGAGAGUGUGACCUCCCUGAAUAUUGUGAUGGUACCUCCGGAGAAUGCCCCAUAGACCGCUAUAAGCAAGAUGGCACACCGUGUGACAGAAUUCACUAUUGUUUUGGCGGCCGGUGUAAGAACCCUGAUAAUCAAUGUGUGGAUAUAUAUGGGUCCCCUGCAAGGUCUGCCCCAGAAGACUGUUACAUUUCCAUGAACACCAAAGGAGACCGGUUCGGGAACUGUGGCUUGUGGGCCUCGUCUAGGACAAAGUAUGUUAAUUGCUCUGAUGAUCAUAUAUUUUGUGGGAAACUUAUAUGUACAAAUAUUAGACGGAUACCAGCAAUCAAACCCCACCAUACUCUGAUCCAGGUACCUCACAAAGAUGACUGGUGCUGGAGCAUGGAUGCCUAUAACAUGACCGACAUCCCCGAUGAUGGAGAGGUGCACAACGGCACUCUUUGUGCCCCACACAAAGUCUGCAUGAAUUACUCCUGCACUGAUCAUGCCGUGCUCCACUACGACUGUGAACCUAAUGAAAUGUGUAAUGGGAGAGGAGUCUGCAACAAUUUAAGGCACUGUCAUUGUGAGGCUGGCUAUGCACCCCCUGACUGCAAAGCUGCAGGAAAUGGGGGUAGCGUGGACAGUGGCCCUCCUGGAAAGCCACAUGAUGGAAAUCCAAGUGAAGAUGAAAGCAGAAGUCACAGUGUUUCUCGUAGUAAUUCUGGCAGAGGUUGUGAGAAUGAAGAUGAAAGCAAAGGCCUUUCCAGGAUGGUGUACUUAUUCGCCUUAUUUCUUUUAAUAGUAUUUUUAAGUCUGAUUAUUGGUGCCAUUAUUGGGGCUGGAAAGGAGAGAUCACAGUGCCAACAAAAGGUUCUAGAAGAUACUCAAGAAACUGUACCAGAAACAGAAGUAGGCAGAUUAGAGGAAGAACCAGGGGGAAAAAUGAGUAGUGACAGGAAGAAGGCCAAUAUAGCAAAUACCUGAAUCAUUAGGUGGAAUAGAGGCUCAGUGGAGCAAACAUGAAGUUUACACUGACGGCUGCAGGCCCUGAUAGGAAGUCUACAGCCUGUGGAAAGGUAAACUGUGCGAGGAGGACUUUUCUUCUUCAACUUCGUCAC
Molecule: messenger RNA, 2663 nt
Organism: Lynx canadensis (Canada lynx)
Lineage: Eukaryota; Metazoa; Chordata; Mammalia; Carnivora; Felidae
Product: disintegrin and metalloproteinase domain-containing protein 1-like
Exons: 1
Coding region: 52-2529 (825 amino acids)
Biological process (GO): binding of sperm to zona pellucida; male gonad development; proteolysis
Cellular component (GO): sperm head plasma membrane; external side of plasma membrane; plasma membrane
Molecular function (GO): metalloendopeptidase activity
Source: RefSeq, a predicted model, not a curated record